GAUCAUCAUGAAGGUGCUGUUUGAAGUUUUGGUUGUGUGCCUGUUUACUGGAGCGCUGCAUGUUGCAGGGGCAAACACUCAACCUGAAGAGAUGCGUCUCAGUGAAGACGAGCAGCACGUGGCGAGAAGGUACGCUGAGUCGGCCAUCGCCAGCGAAAUCAGCAAAAUCAUGGAUUCAAUGGUGCAGAAAAACUUUGUGGAUUUCUUGCUCACUCAAAGGCAGAAAAAAAGCGAGUUGGCCACUGCGGAGGAAGAUCCAGAGCAGCGCCUGCACAACGAGCUGCUGAAGCUCAGUCAGCGUGAGACGCAGAAGAGAAACAUCUAGGAUCCAAAAAGGUGCAGAGGCACUGUGGAAAAUCAUCAUCAUCAUCUUCUGAUCUUUCCUUUUGACAUUUUAAAAGUUUGGAUAAAGUGUAGUGUGUGAUUUUCUGUGUAGUGUAAAGCCACCUUGUAUAAGACAAAUCAUCACACAACAAAAUAAAAUGACCUGAGAUUGAGUUACAACA
Molecule: messenger RNA, 506 nt
Organism: Micropterus salmoides (largemouth bass)
Lineage: Eukaryota; Metazoa; Chordata; Actinopteri; Centrarchiformes; Centrarchidae
Gene: gip
Product: gastric inhibitory polypeptide
Exons: 4
Coding region: 8-325 (105 amino acids)
Biological process (GO): regulation of fatty acid biosynthetic process; response to glucose; response to starvation
Cellular component (GO): extracellular region
Molecular function (GO): glucagon receptor binding; hormone activity
Source: RefSeq, a predicted model, not a curated record